AGUCUGAGCAACUCUCUCUCUCUCUCCUUCCUCCAAUAAUGUCAUAGCAAACCCUUCAACCCAUUUGCAAUCUUCCUCUGUCUUCUACUAUAAAUAUCAUUUCAGGGUCUCCCUAAAGUUUUAGUCUUUCUAGCCCAAAAUGGAAGAAGAGCCUCUGAACCAAUCCCUGAACUGAAAACUGAAACUGGGUUGGGUCUGUAACUGUGUUUUGAGCUUAAAAGUUUCUUGCUUUCUGUGCAAAGAUUGAAGCUUUUUCGGGUUUCUGGGUUCCCUGUUUGAUAAUUUGUCGACUCUUUAGAGGAACUGGGUUUUGUUUAAUUCGUCGAAAUUAAAGUUUGUAAGGAGAUUCAGAUUCUGGGUUGGUGAGUUGAGGUAAAGCUGCUACCUAGUCAUCUGUGUUGUUCAUUUGUGCAAAAAGUAAUUACGGUCAGCCAGUGACCACAGCCUGAGGAACACCAGAGCCAUACUAAAGAGAUGUGGUCCACCUGCAUUCAGCUGAGAUGAAGACGUUACAGAGUGGGAAAGAAAUACAAUCUUCAAACCAAGCUAUACAUGAUACACAAGGUGACCAAUUGAAAAACCAAACAAAUGAGGCUCCUGGUACUGAUUCAGCUUCAAUAUCAUCUUCAGGCAAUGACAACAAGAAAGUAUCACGCCAAGAUAUAGAACUUGUCCAGAAUCUAAUAGAGCGGUGUUUACAAUUAUACAUGAAUAGAGAUGAGGUAGUCAAGACUCUCUUGACCCGCGCAAGAAUAGAUCCUGGAUUUACCACUUUGGUAUGGCAGAAGUUGGAAGAAGAAAAUGCUGACUUUUUCAGGGCCUAUUACAUCAGGCUAAAAUUGAAGAAACAAAUAAUCCUGUUUAAUCAUUUACUGGAGCAUCACUGUCAUCUGUCGAAGUAUCAUCCCAUGCAUCCAAAGGUUCCUUUGGCACCUAUACAGAAUGGGAUUCAUCCCAUGCCUGUUAACAACUUACCUAUGGGAUACCCUGUGCUUCAGCAACCUCCAAUGCCAGCAGCAGGUCAACCCCAUAUUGAUUCCAUGGGAAUAUCUAACUGUCAUGUAGUUAAUGGAGUCCCUGCACCAAGCAAUUACCAUCCAAUUCGGAUGAAUUCUGGGAAUGAUAUGGUGAUGGACUGCAGUAGUGCUGAUGUGGUUCCUGUGAUUCCACCAAACAGCAUGUCAUCCAUGUCCGAGAUUCCUGUAAGUCCUACAUCAGUUGCAUCCAGUGGUCAUUUCCCCUUCACGGCGUCAGAUAUAUCAGGAAUGGGAGUAGACACAUCGGCACUUGAUACAACAUUUACAUCUGAUGUGGCAAGUAAUGGGUUGCAGCUUGGACCUGAUGGUGGGGGUGGCAGAUCUCUGGAUCAGAUCCAGUGGAAUUUCAGCCUUUCAGAUCUUACAGCAGAUUUGUCGAACUUAGGAGAUUUAGGAGCCUUGGGAAACUAUGAUGGCUCCCCCUUUCUGGCCUCUGAUUCUGAAAUUUUACUCGACUCUCCCGAGCAAGAGGAUAUAGAGGAAUUCUUUGUUGAUUCUGUCCCCGAGCAAGGUACUCAAUCAGAUGAGGAGAAACCCUAGAUAAAGGUAAGGAAGGUCCCGUUACACUUGUAACUGAUAGGAAUGAAUAUCACUCAGUUAGAGUUCUUACUAGAAGACACUUAAGGGUUCUGUUAUCAGCAGAUUUCAACAUUUUUAGCUGGCUAGUCUGAUCUGUAUUAGCAUACAGAUAGGAAAUUCCUUAUAAUAGACUAGUAUUUGUACUUUCUCUUUCCAAAAACUUAGUUAUCGGCGAAAGUCAAUGACAUUAUUCAGUUGGUUGUCAUGUAUUUGGAUAAAUUGGCAUGAUUAAUGCUUCUCUGCAUUAUCAUCCACCUCUUCUUUAGUUCUCCCUUUUCUUAUAUGAUCUUAUUUCCUAACAUUCAUCUGAAAUACCAACAGUUGAUUUCAAUCUCGGUUCUUUUAC
This is a messenger RNA of Fragaria vesca subsp. vesca, 1962 nucleotides long. RefSeq lists its product as uncharacterized. The transcript is spliced from 9 exons. Lineage: Eukaryota; Viridiplantae; Streptophyta; Magnoliopsida; Rosales; Rosaceae. The record is from RefSeq and is a predicted model, not a curated record. Bases 501 to 1577 code for a protein of 358 amino acids.